Molecule: messenger RNA, 622 nt
Organism: Linum tenue
Lineage: Eukaryota; Viridiplantae; Streptophyta; Magnoliopsida; Malpighiales; Linaceae
Source: the annotation of a GenBank genome assembly
AAAAUAAGCAGACAGAGCGCGGCCGGACCGACACCGACCAGAGAGACGAUAAAGAAUCUGAGAAGAAAUACAGUUGCAUUUGUGGUUGUGGCCGACUUUCGCCGGAGCGUAAUUUUCCUUUUGCCGGAGAUUCGGACUUCUUUCUUGGUGAUUUCUACGUUCUUGCGGGCGAAAAUGGCUUCGAAUCCUUCUCCUGAGCCUGAGAUUGGGCCCGACGGUCUCGCCAGAGAAUCUCCGAUCAUCGCCUACACCGAGAAGGUUAUGUCCCUCUCUCUCUCUCGUUAUGGUUCUCAUUUCCAAUUACGAUCAGUUGGCCUAAUGAAGUUUUCAUCAUCUGGCAUUUGCGUUUUCCUUUCAGGUAAUUGCAGAAGAGCAGCUUCAAUUACACAAAUAAACAAGUCGAUGCUACUUGGUGUAGAGCGAGAGCUUGCAAAUCUAUCCAUGGAGAUGAAACUAACUGCUGGACCUUAAAAAAGCUGCACUCGAGCAUCUGAAAAUGAAAAUUGAAGUUUCAACUGUAAAGAUUCGUCAAGCCAAGGUGAAGGAGGAACAAGCACGGAAGGUUAGGCCCCUAAGCCUUUAAACUCCCAACCUUAGCCACUUCUCUGUUAAAAGCAUUUAA